GAGGUGUGACAGUCAUGGGGGACUCGUUCUUCAAUUGCUGUUAUCUCCCACCCCAACCCCCAGGCGAGGAGGAGCCCCCCGGCUCCCGAACCCGCCACGAGAGCACGAUGGCCUCUCGCAUAUCCCCGGACAAGCGCUUCGUCAUCUUCUUUGACUUUGACGAGACCAUUGUGGACGAGACCAGCGACGACAUGGUGGUGCAGACGGCACCCAACCAGCAUCUGCCCACCUGGCUGAAGGCCACGUACCAACCGGGCCGCUACAACGAGUAUAUGCAACGGGUCCUGGCCUAUCUGUCCGAGCAGGGCGUCACAGAGAGCGACAUCCGAGGUGUCAUGGAGAAGCUACCGGCCACCCCGGGCAUGCUGGGGUUGCUCCAGUUCCUGCGCAACCGACCACCAAACGACUUCGAGGUGGUCCUGGUGUCGGACGCCAACACCUUCUUCAUCGAGUCCUGGCUGAGACGAGCCGGCGCCCGGUCCCUGUUCCAUCGCAUCUUCUCCAACCCGGCCACCUUCAACAGGGAUGGCCGUCUGGUGCUGAGGCCCUUCCACGCCCACGAGUGUCCACGUUGCCCCGAGAACAUGUGCAAGCAGGCGGUGGUCCGGGACUACGUCACACGUCGGACCCAGGAAAGGGGGCGCCCCUACCAGAGGGUCUUCUACGUGGGCGACGGCGCCAACGACUUCUGCCCGGCUCUCGCCAUGGGGCCCCGGGACGUGGCCUUCCCGCGGAGAGACUUCCCCAUGCACCGCCUCAUCACCGAGACCCACGAGGCCAUGCCGGGGGAGUUCAAAGCGGUUACGGUGCCCUGGACCUCCGCCGAGGAGGUGGUCCAACGCCUCAGGAAGCUGGUGGCCGAGUAAGGGGGGGGGUCGGGUCGGCUUGUUAACCCGGAUGGGCAUCGUAAUCGAUUAAUUCAUCGUUAACAAUUCAGCCAAGCAUGUGGAAUUGAUUGUUGGAGUGCACUACUUGGGUGCAAUCAUAAGAGGUGCUAUUGAGUCAGUUGCAACUCGUUUGCCUUCCAAAGAAGAAGAAGAAGAACGUGAUGCCGGCUAUUUCAAGUUGGAAACAUGAUACAUCGAUAAUUGUCCAAAUUAAUCCAUCAAAGAAAUUUACCUGAAUGUCCAUCCCUAAUAAAUAUAAAUUUACUUGUCAUUGAAAAACUGAGGAGAAAACAAUAAAAAUUAGCAUUAACAAUCAAAUUUUCGACAAACUGCCCCACAUAAGGUUGUACUCGAAUGCCCAGCCCUAAUAAAUAUACAUACAGUAAGUACUUAUGCAAAGUGCAUUUCAGUGCACAUUACUGGAAAACUGUAUAAAAAGGAAAAACUACCAUUAAAAAAAAAUGUAGAAAUUACAUUUAGCAUUUAAUAUUCAUGAAUUCUUUUUUAAUUUUUUUUUUUUUAAACCAAUUGCAUAAGGAAGUACUUGAAUUCCCUUCCGUACUAAAUGUACAUACAAUAAGUAGUUGUGCAAAGUGCAUUUCAGAAGACAUUAUUGGAAAUCUGGAGAGAAAUUAUUUAAAAAAUAAAAAUAAUUAAGCAGCAAUAAAAAUCUAAAUAAAAUGUAAUUUAAUAUUUAUAAAUUAUUUUUCACCACAUAAUGAUGGAAUUGAAUGCCCACCCCUAUUAAAAAGAUUUUAGUACUUGUGCCAAGUGUAUUUUACAGUGCAUUAUUGGAAAAUUGAGGAGAAAACAAUGAAUAAAAUAUUUAAAAUGUAAAUAAACACUUUUACGUCUGCAAUGAGCACAACUACAUCUGUAAAAGUGAAAUAAAAGACAGCACGUAAACAAUCAAGACGUUUAAUAUUUAUAAAUGAUUUGUCACCAUUUGACACAUUAGAAAUGAAGACCUGUACUAUUUGUAUGUUAAUCAUUUGGCCCACAGUGGCAGAAACAACAUUGAAGGCAAUGAUAUCAUUGUGUUGGCUCAUAGAAGUCAUUUCUCUGUGUUCAGCAAGCAUGUUCCUCUUUAUUUGGCCUUAAUGGGACGGGGGGCAUAUAAGACCUUCCACUCCAUAACAAAUAUAAUGCUCUUCAAAUCAUGUUAUCUGAUAGCAAUACCUGUUCAAUGUUUGUCAUGUGUCUUUUCUGCACUUUUCCAUUCAUGUUCUAUUCUAAUCUGAGUUAAAGUACUCAUCCUGUGGUGAAGGAUGUCUACACUGUCACAGUAUUAUUUUACCAAGGUGCUUCUUUCAAAAUAUUUUAUAAAUGUACUGUAUAUGCGUCUUAAGUCUUUUGUGUCAUUUACUCUGUAGGCCAAGGCCUACUGGAGGAAUUUGUUACCAAUAGCAAAACGGGAAUAAAGCCAUCAACUGAA
Messenger RNA from Phycodurus eques (leafy seadragon), 2322 nucleotides. RefSeq names its product phosphoethanolamine/phosphocholine phosphatase 1 (gene phospho1). Lineage: Eukaryota; Metazoa; Chordata; Actinopteri; Syngnathiformes; Syngnathidae. The transcript has a single exon. The record is from RefSeq and is a predicted model, not a curated record. The coding region runs from base 15 to 866 and encodes 283 amino acids. Gene Ontology annotation, molecular function: phosphatase activity.